Patella vulgata (common limpet) is the source of this 1594-nucleotide messenger RNA. Its product is annotated as actin, cytoplasmic. Bases 95 to 1222 code for a protein of 375 amino acids. The record is from RefSeq and is a predicted model, not a curated record. NCBI's taxonomy places the organism in Eukaryota, Metazoa, Mollusca, Gastropoda, Patellidae. The transcript is spliced from 2 exons.
UAUUAUAGAAACAGCCGGGCUUCAGGAAAGAGCUCAGUUUGUUAGUACAUGUAUAUCCAUAUAACUAUUAUAAUAUAAUACAAAAUAUUUCACAAUGGACGAAGACGUAGCAGCACUCGUUAUUGAUAAUGGAUCUGGUAUGUGCAAAGCCGGUUUCGCCGGUGAUGAUGCCCCAAGAGCUGUUUUCCCAUCAAUUGUUGGACGACCAAGACAUCAGGGUGUCAUGGUUGGUAUGGGACAGAAAGACAGUUAUGUUGGAGAUGAAGCCCAAUCCAAAAGAGGUAUCCUCACCUUGAAAUACCCCAUUGAACACGGUAUCGUCACCAACUGGGAUGAUAUGGAAAAGAUCUGGCAUCACACUUUCUACAAUGAACUUCGAGUUGCUCCAGAAGAACAUCCCGUCCUUUUAACUGAAGCUCCCCUCAACCCCAAAGCCAACAGAGAAAAGAUGACCCAAAUCAUGUUUGAAACCUUUAAUUCACCAGCUAUGUAUGUUGCUAUCCAAGCUGUAUUAUCCUUGUAUGCUUCUGGUCGUACCACUGGUAUUGUACUGGAUUCUGGUGAUGGUGUCACCCACACUGUACCCAUCUAUGAAGGUUAUGCCCUUCCCCACGCCAUCAUGAGAUUGGAUUUGGCUGGUAGAGAUUUAACCGAUUACUUGAUGAAAAUCUUGACCGAGAGAGGUUACUCAUUCACUACCACAGCUGAGAGAGAAAUUGUCCGAGAUAUCAAAGAAAAGUUGUGUUAUGUUGCUCUUGAUUUCGAACAAGAAAUGUCAACGGCUGCCUCGUCAUCAUCUUUGGAAAAGAGUUAUGAACUUCCUGAUGGUCAAGUCAUCACUAUUGGUAACGAAAGAUUCCGAUGCCCAGAAGCUGUUUUCCAACCAUCUUUCUUAGGCAUGGAAUCUUCUGGUAUUCAUGAAACAACUUACAAUUCUAUAAUGAAAUGUGAUGUUGAUAUCCGUAAAGACUUGUACGCCAAUACUGUAUUAUCUGGAGGUUCUACCAUGUAUCCUGGUAUUGCCGACAGAAUGCAGAAAGAAAUUACAGCCUUGGCUCCCCCUACAAUGAAGAUAAAAAUUAUUGCACCACCAGAGAGAAAAUAUUCCGUAUGGAUUGGUGGCUCUAUUUUGGCUUCUCUCUCGACCUUCCAACAGAUGUGGAUCUCCAAACAAGAAUAUGAUGAAUCCGGUCCAGCUAUCGUUCACAGAAAAUGUUUCUAAACCAUCAAAUUCUCCAGUACAUGUACUAGCAAGCAUCUUUGUGAUAAACUUUGUCUGUGAAACUAAAUCUAAAAUGAAUUAUUGAAAUAAAAUUGAACUAUAUGUUAGUCCCGAAACUAAAUCUGAAGCGAAUUAUUCAAAUAACAUUUAACCAUAUGUUAGUCUGUGAAACUAAAUCUGAAGCGAAUUAUUCAAAUAACAUUUAACCAUAUGUUAGUCUGUGAAACUAAAUCUGAAGUGAAUUAUGAAAAAAAACUCCUAAUACAUACCCCAUCUGUUGAAUUAUAUUAACUUAAUCAUUUUAUUGUUGUUGAAUAUACGUACCCUUUUUUUAACAAAAUUAUUAAAAAGAUACUUUUUUUUUUACUAAGA